AAUUCUCAAGGAACAGAAGUAUACUCUUCUUCAACUGUUCUGCACCAAAUGCAUCUAGGCUCGUAGUCUCUACUAGGAAGCUAGCAUAACCAGGAAUGGAAUCCCCAUAUGAUCUGAGGAUACACAUACCCCACAAAAAACUUUUACAUAAAACAAGUGAACGUGGAGGAAAGAAAGUGAACUACAUCAAACCUUGUCAAACAACUGAAAAUUGUUGCUAACCUCAUUCAAAACUCUAUGGAUUGCGACACUAGCAGAAACAAAAGAAUAAGAAGUAAAUUGUUUCCUCGGAGGUGUAGUUUGUUGUCUUUAGUCUUCUAUGGAGAGUGUCCUUGCCAAAGCGGAAUCUCAAACAUGGACCUGGUAUCCUUGUUAAAUCCGGGACUACACAUAGAACUUAAAUCAGAGAAGGAAGUUUUAGAGGAGCUCCUGGAAGACCACUAUGUUGAGGGUGGUUACCCAGGAUUCCGGGGAACUGACCAGAAGGCGAAAUGUGGCCGUAUACUGUUAUCCGCUCCUGGGCAUUAUACCGUGAUGUGCAAUGCAUGCGAUGGCCGUUUUGAUAGUAUGGAAUCAUUCACUAAUCAUUUGAAGACUAACCAUUCGGACUAUGGCUUACGGAGUGAUGGCUGGGGUAAAAUUACCACUGCCGACGAGUCAGGUCACAAAAAAGAGGAAUUCGGAAUUGGAGUUGAUACAAAAGCUGGCGUUACAUCAAGCCUUGGGGUUCAUAAUACUUCAAAGAAUAUUGCCGCGAAAAAAUGUCGAAGAAAGAACUGCUCGAGCAGCGAUCGUCAAUUAGAUUCAAAAAAGGCCUUCUUGCAACGUAAGGAAUAUCAUAAGGAGCGAUUUGAUAAACAGGAGCCAACCCAUUUGGGUCAUGAUAACCAAGAAGGUACUUCAAUUGAACUGAAGGUAAAGGAGGAACUUGAUAUUGCAGACUACCAAAUCCAGGAUCCAGUAUACGAUGCGAGAAGUGUUGGGACUAUUGAGGACGAAAGCUCCGACAGCAGCAAUGGAAAAGGUAGAACGGAGGACCCUGAUUAUAUGCUGAAAUCGAAAUGCCGCCCCUCACUCGUUUUCACAUUGAAGCCCCAAUACGACAAGGACAAAAAAAUUUGUAUCACUUGCAAUCGUCAAUUUGAUUCAAAGAAAACAUUCAGAAUCCAUAUGAACAAUCAUAACAGAACAAUUCGAAAGUGGAAAAUCGAUAAUGGCAUUAGCCCGGAAACCACAAUUUCCUGCGAAUUUUGCUCUAAGCAAUUUCGAUUAGAAGAUCGUUUAAGACAACAUGUUGUAAAACGACACGGAUCACUACAAGUAAGUCCUAAAUUCGAUGACCACAAACUCUUCUGUAUAACAUGCAAUCGUGCAUUUUGCUCCUUGAAGAGCCUUGGAAUGCACAAACAAAUUCAUAAAGUCCGGGAUCGUAGAAAACAAAGCGCUCUACUGAAAGACGCGAUUUCUUGUGAAUUCUGUGGUAGACAAUUCGAAACAGACGAUCGUUUCAGACGGCACAGUGUAUUGCGUCACGGAGAUGCGAUUCCUAUGAUCCUCAAAGGUGAUCCAACGUAUCUUCAAUGUAGAUUUUGUUUUAAACAAUUUGAAACACCAACGGAACGGCACAAGCACGAAAUGAGCCACGAUGGCGAAAAAUCACCUUAUCGAUGCCCGCUAUGCUGCAAAACAUUCUCGAGGCUCUUAAGUCGCAAAAUACACGAAUUGAUGCAUGAAGAAAAUGGAAGCGGAUGGGAACCGGAGGUGCAACCAAAACUGGUGUUUUCCAAAGACCCAAAAUUCGAUGAUGAGAAACUUUUUUGUAUAACAUGCAAUCGUGGAUUUCCCUCUGAGUCUAGUUUGAAGAAUCAUAAACAGAAACAUAGAGAGAGGAUUCUGAUGAAAUCCGGGAUUUCUUGUGAAAUUUGUCGUGCUCGGUUAAGAUCAAAAAAUGGUAUUAGGCGGCACAUUGUACAGCAUCAUGGAGAUAAGAUUCCACCUUCUUUUAAAGAUGAUCCAACAUACCUUAAAUGCCGUUUUUGCUAUAUGGAAUUCGAGAAACCAACCGAGCGUUACCGACACGAGGAAAGUCACUCAAAAGAAAAGAGCCCAUACCAUUGUUCACUCUGCCCACAGUCUUUUCGGAGGCAAUGUCUUCGUAAGGUUCACGAAUUGAUUCAUAGAGAAAUCAAAUCCGAAAAUCCCAGACCCAAACGUAGUGAACGAAAGUCUUAUCUAUCGGAAGCCACGAUUUGUUGUGACUUCUGCUCUAGAAAAUUUAAAUCGCAAGCUGGUUUGAGGGAGCAUAUUGUGCCGCAUCAUGGAGAUAAGAUUCCAACAUGCUUCAAAGACGAUCCAACCUACCUUGAAUGUAGAUUUUGUUACAAGCCAUUUAAAAAACCAACCAUACGUUUUCGACACGAGAAAAGUCACGCAAAGGAACACAAACCAUACCGAUGUCCACUAUGUCCGAGAUCUUUUGGAAAAAAUUGGAGUCGGGAGCAACACAAAACUAUUCAUAGUGAAGUUCCUCUAUUUCGCUGUUUGCAAUGUCCCAAGUCUUAUAAAUUAGAGCAAUCUCUUAUUUAUCAUGUCCGAUAUAGCCAUUAUGACAUCAAGUCAAAUUUAAGCAAAACCUCGGGAGAGUCAUUCGAUUUGAAAUCAAACGAAACGUCCCACAAACUUUCUAAUGCAAUAGUUGAGAAUAGCGAGUCACAAUCGCAUAUGGAAUCCCAGGAAAUGUAGGAGUGAUAGGUAAUAUAUUCUGUUGGAAUCGACGGUUUGUUAUGAAUUGCGCUCUAAAGAGAGACUUGAGGGAGCGCGUUGUUCCGUGUCAUGAAGAUAAGACUCCAACGUCCUUAAAGCAACUAAAGAUCCAGCAAAACACUACAUACACAAGAGAAGUCACGCUAACGAGAAAGCAGCGCUUCAAUGUUCAUGAUGCCCGGAAUCUUGCAGCAGCCAUUCAAAUCGGGAAGCCAUGAUCGUCAUAUUUGCCGUCAAGGAUCCCUCAUAUAUUUCGCAGCUCGGUUCCUCGCACAAUUAUGUUAAGAAGGCUCAUUAUUGUAAUUUAGCUCAAAAUUGAUCAGAAAGAAAACAAUUUGAAUUAU
Molecule: messenger RNA, 3107 nt
Organism: Hermetia illucens (black soldier fly)
Lineage: Eukaryota; Metazoa; Arthropoda; Insecta; Diptera; Stratiomyidae
Product: zinc finger protein 91-like
Exons: 3
Coding region: 238-2742 (834 amino acids)
Source: RefSeq, a predicted model, not a curated record